This is a messenger RNA of Dioscorea cayenensis subsp. rotundata (Guinea yam), 1456 nucleotides long. Its product is annotated as protein RAE1. The record is from RefSeq and is a predicted model, not a curated record. Gene Ontology annotation, molecular function: RNA binding; ubiquitin binding. Gene Ontology annotation, cellular component: nuclear pore. NCBI's taxonomy places the organism in Eukaryota, Viridiplantae, Streptophyta, Magnoliopsida, Dioscoreales, Dioscoreaceae. The transcript is spliced from 12 exons. Bases 143 to 1171 code for a protein of 342 amino acids. Gene Ontology annotation, biological process: RNA export from nucleus; transcription-dependent tethering of RNA polymerase II gene DNA at nuclear periphery.
AUCUCCACCGUCCAUUGCUACCGCUCUUUUCCCUGCCAAGCUCUCUGAAAACAUUAUUAUAGUUCUUCGUCUCGACCCCUCGCAAAGCUCUCGGCUUUCAAGAAACCACUGGGAAUCCGUUCGAGCUUACUAGGAAAGGGAAAUGGCCCUUUCAGGGCUGAAUGCAAAUCCAAAUCCAAACAAGUCUUAUGAGGUGCUUCCCUCUCCCGGUGAUUCUGUUUCUAGUUUAAGUUUUAGCCCUGUUGGAAACUACUUGGUGGCCACUUCCUGGGAUAACCAGGUUAGAUGCUGGGAGAUUCAGGCAGGAAGUAGUCAACCAAAGGCAUCUAUAUCGCAUGAUCAGCCAGUCCUUUGCUCAACCUGGAAAGGUGAUGGUACAGCAGUUUUCUCUGGAGGGUGUGAUAAGAUGGUUAAGAUGUGGCCUUUGAUGUCUGGUGCCCAAGCGACCACAGUGGCUGCUCAUGAUGCACCUGUAAAAGAACUGGCUUGGAUCCAACCUAUGAACCUCCUCGUAACUGGAAGUUGGGAUAAGACUCUAAAAUAUUGGGAUACCAGACAAGCACAACCAGUUCAUACCCAACAACUCCCCGAGAGGUGCUAUGCUCUGACAGUGCAAUAUCCACUAAUGGUUGUUGGCACAGCAGAUCGAAAUCUGAUAGUUUAUAACUUGCAAAAUCCUCAGGCCGAAUUCAAGAGAAUCCAGUCACCUGUCAAGUACCAGACUAGGUGUGUUGCUGCAUUUCCUGAUCAACAAGGUUUUUUGGUAGGAUCUAUUGAAGGAAGGGUUGGUGUCCAUCAUUUGGAUGAUUCUCAGCAAAGUAAAAACUUCACAUUCAAGUGCCAUAGAGAGGGCAGUGAGAUCUAUUCAGUGAAUUCAUUGAACUUUCAUCCUGUACACCAUACAUUUGCAACUGCAGGAUCAGAUGGUGCAUUCAACUUUUGGGACAAGGAUAGCAAACAGAGAUUGAAGGCUAUGGCCAGGUGCAGUAGUCCUAUCCCAUGCAGCACUUUCAACCAUGACGGUUCAAUUUUUGCAUAUGCGGUUUGCUAUGACUGGAGCAAGGGUGCUGAAAAUCACAACCCAGCAACCGCAAAGACUUAUAUUUAUCUCCAUAGCCCACAGGAAUCCGAGGUUAAAGGAAAGCCGCGGCUAGGAACAGGAAGAAAAUAACAGUAGUUCUGAAACUUUGAGAACAAGAAGAAGGUAAUCUUUGAAGCCAAUUGAUUAUGAAACAUGUUCUGAGAAUCAUAACUGUUCUAGUAUAUACAGUCCACAUUUUGUCUCCUUUUUCUUACUUGAAAACUUAUGAUCUGUGUCUACUGCUAGGUUUUGUCACUUUUGUUUUUUGUGCUCUGGAUUUGGCUGUGUAUUAUGUAAUCAUAGAAAAGCUUGAAAUAUUUAUGUUUCCCUGAGAUAUAUCAGAUGUUCAUAUACAAUUCUUGUGCAAAUUGUUUA